This is a messenger RNA of Spirometra erinaceieuropaei, 1981 nucleotides long. The record is from the annotation of a GenBank genome assembly. NCBI's taxonomy places the organism in Eukaryota, Metazoa, Platyhelminthes, Cestoda, Diphyllobothriidea, Diphyllobothriidae.
AUGAGUGGAAUCUGUGGAGAUGCUAUAUAUGUGGCGUACGAUUUCCACCGUAUAGCGGGCGACAGCCUCCUUCGACAACAAAAAAUGGGACUCCGAUCGUUGAUCCUACUCCCGGCUGCAUUUAUCUUCCUUGGUGGCGUUUUCGGUAAGUCCGGUCACUUAAUCCUCUGCUUUGCAAUUCCCCUAUCUUGCAUCUUCAUCCCACAGUCCAUAGUUUAAUGUAAUGCAUCCCGUUCCAUGUUUGGCAUUGCAAAAACGCGCAUGAGGACGUCCUUUAUUGUUGCUGGAAUUUCGCUAACGAGAUUUGUGGACACAAUCUCCAAUCUCACCCCAGUUUCUAACUUGCAACUUCAUCUUUCCUGCUUUUAGCACGCACCGACGGAUCAUCGGAUUAUAAAUUAUGCAAAGGUGAACAUACAGAGUGUACGACUUUAAACUUCAAGCCUGGAGAUCAGACCAAAGGCCAGCACUGUCGCACGGCCUGUUCACAGAAAAUAGGUCUGUAUAUUUACCUCAUACAUGCCUUCUUCUGAAUUUCAAUGAAUUCUGAGUAUACUGCAUAUAUUUUUAGAUUCCUAAUCGACGCGGCCAUAUAGCUCACCAGUCAUCAAUCUCCUUCUUGUCCUUUAGGGGGCUUAAGCGAGAAAAUCACAGCCUACUACUGUGAAACUCCUGAAGAGCCCUGCACAUUGUACGACGUUUACGGACGACCAGGGUACGGCAGGAACUUCGAAAGGCAUGUGGUCUGUGUGCAGGCGUGUCAAUUUGUCGCGAAAGGUAAACCGCUAUAUUGUCCCUCCCCCUCACCCCCGAUAGCACUUGCGCGCUCGUCUGCUCAGCAUGUCAAACACCCGCAGUACUGACUAACACUCAUUUUAACAGCAUCAAAAUUAACAUCCGAGGCGCAUUUACAUGACAUUUAAGAAUUGUCUUCUCACUUUUCAGUGGAACAGAGCACCGAGACGUCCUUUAAACUAUGCAGGGGUGUCGAGGAGAGAUGCAGUGCAAUUGAGAAGAAGGUUGGUACAUUCGAUGGCUUCAGAAAGUGCAUUUUCAAGUGUGAUGGCUGGGUGAAUUGUAAGUUCUCAUCGGAUAUCUUUGGCAAUUGCAGCGCUUUGUGUCAUCUUCGUUCUUGUUCAGCUAGUAAGCUGCGUCUUUUGUCCUCUGAAGUGGAAAAUACUAAGGAGAACACAGCAUACCUCUGUCCUCUGAGCGGCGAUUGCCAGAAAGGCAAUUACUUCACGAAGAGGAAUGAAGCAGGCGCAUUUGCCAGCUUGAAGACCUGCUUCGAGACUUGCAUGUCAGGUGAGGUUCCACACGCAUUGCAUCUUGUCAUUGUAACCUAGUAAGUACUGGUUCGCGUACCAGUUCGCUUCCAUUGCGAUAUACGAUAGGGAAUUUGGACAGGCAUAUACAAUUUACAAGUCCAAGUCCUACAGAGAUAUCAUGCAAUAUCGGUAUUCGUGCCUUUGGCAGUUAUAAUUACUUACAAGGUAGAAGUGUGACGUAAGCCUGUAUUAAGAGCAAAUGAAUACAUCUAGGUCCUUAUCCUCUACUUGAGCCAACGCGUUUUAUGUAUGUCAGAAUUUAUGUCAUUAACUUGAUAGACAGUUCAACCGUCGUUUUCGACGAUGUCCAGCGUGUGCUGCACAGUAAAGUGGAGCAGGGACGGAGAUUUGCUCGUGAUUUAGUUCGUAGUGAAUGCGGACUUACGUAGCAUCUGUCGCACCCACUCCUAUUCCCCCGCCUGCACCCGGUGUCAAGACAGAGUCAUUAACUUAAAGAUGCAUUCAUAAGCCUGUAGCUCGCCAGUAGUUUCAAGGCCUCACAUGGCUGUUACUGAAUUCUGUGAAACAAUGCGAUUCCAUUCUAUAUCGUCAGCCUUUAAAGAUAAAUUAAUUGCUACGCGGACGGCAAAUCCACACACUUUAUGAGAAUUACGUAAUUGUUAAUAUAAACUGCUGUUUGUAUUUCAGAGUGA